UGCGUGCACAGACAAGUGCGUUUAACACCCCUAGAAUUCCUGUGAUAGAGAUGCACAUUUAUGCAGCGUCUAAUCUGCGAUAUUUUUCCAGUGUUACUCUCGACACUCUCUAGUUUUCUUAGUUUGGAAAUGCCGUUUUGACCCACCCGCCAUCUGAAAGACAUGUAACUUUGGGAGAGCUUGGCAACCAGGUAGUGGACAGCUGAACAACAGCAUGCUGUGUCUCGCGAACAGUAUUCCCUGGAUCUUUUUCUUGUCCACUUCGUUUGUUUCCCUCUGGGUAUUUUUUCAAAUGAUUUAAUUGACCCGUGAGUGGACGUAAUACGAAGAAGGACGAGGGAGAAUGGCUUCGAAAGAGCGACUGUACGAGCUGUGGAUGUUAUAUUACACUAAGAAAGAUGCCGGUUACCUGCAGCAGUGGUUGGAGGCGUUCGUGGCUUCUUUUGAGAAGAUCAUUGAUGUGCAGUCAACGGAGCCUCGCCGGUUGGAGGAAUGGAGCGCCGAUGUCCCUCUCCUACCCAAGGAGGUACUGGUGUUCCUCAGCACCCAGCUAUGGCACAGCGUCCUCCACCUGUUAGGGCAGGACCAGAACAGUACUGCUCCACACCCACUGCUCCUCAUCAAGUUUUUCAUCAUCAUCUGCAGGAAUUUGGAGAAUAUUGACUCUGAAAAGACCCCUGGGUUUGUGUUUGAGACAGUCAAGCUCCUAAACUUCUGUUUGACCCAGCUGAAGAAACAGCCAGAUGAUCAGAGCACUUUACAGUCAGUGGUACAACAUGGUCUGCUGUUGUGCGAAAAUCUUUUUGACCCUUAUCAGACAUGGAGGAGACGCCAAGCUGGGGAGGAGGUCAGUAUGCUGGAGAGAAGCAAGUAUAAAUUCUCCCCUCUUGCUCUGCCAGAGGAGCUUCCUGUGCUCUUCCAUGACAGCCUGCAGGAGAGUGAACUAAUCCCAGAAGCCCUGGUGCUUAGGCUGGUGCAUCUACAGGGGGCCGUGAUAAGUGGAUGCAAGAGGAAUGGCCUUCUCUCUAUCACGCCCCAGGCUGUGGAGGACCUAAUGUCAGUGCUUCGUUCCUGGUGCCUCUGUCCCACCCCAUCCUCGCAAGAGCCUAGGGACCCUGAGUUACUCAGAAUGACCCUGCGGUGCCUAACUGCAAUGAUCCAUCUCUUGCACUCCAGCAGUCCGGCCGAGAGACAACUGGAGAUCCGGACGGUCCUUGAUGGCUUCUUCCAGCUGCUCAACUGGAACCAGCCACUGACCAGCCAGCAGGAAGAUAUCCGGGGCUGGGAAGAUAACCUGAUCCCCCUGCUCGAACAAAUGCUGAAUUCAAUCCCAGAGAUCCUGCAGUGUUCUGACCGGCCGGUGCUGCAGGCCAUCUUUCUCAACAACAACUGCUUUGAACACAUCCUCCGCCUCAUCCAGAACAGCAAGGUCUGGGAAAAGGGCUCUGAUUGCAUCACAGUACAUGCCAUUCAAGUCCUCACAGCCAUUAUGAGCAAUUCACCCUCUGCCAAGGAGGUCUUUAAGGAGCGGAUUGGCUACUCACAGUUGUUCGAUGUGUUGAAAAGUCAAGGACAGCCCUCCAAAAGGCUCCUGCAGGAGCUGAUGAACAUGGCUGUGGAAGGAGAGCAUUCCCAGGCCAUGCAGUUGGGGAUCAGUAACGAACAGCCCCUGCUUCUGCUGCUGCAGUGGUUGCCUGAUCUGGGCUCUCGCUCUCUGCAGCUACUGGUGUCCCAGUGGCUGGCAGCUGUCUGUCGAGGCACCCUAUCCUGCCGCACUGUAGCCGUGGAAGCAGGAUUAGUGGGGGCUCUGCUGGAGGUGCUCUCCGAACCCCCAGAACGGCUCGACCGGCAAUGCGCAGAUGCCCUCCUGGGCCUCCUGCAGGACCUGGGGUCUCUCUCUCUGCGGCCCUGUGAACUGAAGAGUCUACUAAGGCUCUUGCGGGCCGAACCUGGUGCGCCCCCACACCCAUACUGCGGGCGUGUGGUAAGGGUGCUUUCCACCAUGGCCGCCCGCGGGGAGUGCGGGCGCAAUGCCUUGCAGUAUUUUGAUCUUACGCCCCCUAUGGCGGGUAUUAUGGUACCAGCUAUCCAGCGCUGGCCGGGGAAUGCGUUUGCCUUUCACGCUUGGCUGUGCCUUAACACGGACUUUCCACCACCUCAGCACCACUACUCCGAAUCCCACCUGACAAACCCUGAUAAUACAGUCCGCAUGGCAAAGGGCCCACGCCGGAAACAGCUUUACAGUUUCUUCACAGCAAGUGGAACAGGCUUUGAGGCUUUUUUCACCACGGAAGGAGUUCUUGUGGUGGCAGUAUGUACUAAAAAGGAGUACAUGGCCGUUUCCCUGCCAGACAACCCCCUCAAUGACUGUGCCUGGCACUCGGUAGCCAUAGUUCAUGUUCCUGGUCGUCGCCCAUUUGGACAGAAUGUGGUCACUGUUUAUGUGGAUGGAGUUCUGUGCAAGACAGCACCUCUGCGCUUUCCAUCAAUGAAUGAGCCUUUCACAUCCUGCUGCAUUGGAUCAGCUGGUCACCGGACCACUACCACCAUGACUACCUCUCCCACCUUGCCCAACCAAUCACACUCGCCCUCCGAGCUGGCAUUUUCAGCGCAUACAGGGCCGCCCAUCUUUGCACGCUCUCAGUCCUUCCCUGCCUCUUUUGCAGCAGCAGCUACAGGUGGUCGGCCAGUGGUACGGGACUGUUCGGUCCACACUAUCCCUGCAGGGCUACAGGACACAGCAUGGGGCUCGCCCUCCUCACUUGGCGGCCUUUUAGCCACAGCAUUCAUCUGCCAUGACGCUCUGCAGCUUGCUCAGGCCCGAGCAUUCUUUGCUUCAGGUCCCAAUAAUGUUUCUCUGUUUAAAGCGGAUGGAGAACCUUCUGAUGUUAACAGUAAACUAGUGGUAUAUUAUACCCCUCAGGCCUUUAAGAACCAGAUCUGCUUAGAUCUGUCACCUAAUCAUCUGUAUGAUGGCAGGCUAACUGGUCACAGAGUGGUGAACUGGGAUGUCAAGGAUGUGCUGAGUUCAGUAGGUGGGAUGGGGGCUCUUCUGCCUCUGCUGGAGCAGGUGUGUUUACUGGAGCAGGGUGAAACUUUUGGUCAGGAGACAUCAGAUCUUCUUGGGCCAGAGCUCACAUCCUCCAGGGGCCCUGCCGCCAUGCUACUUCCACUGGGAAAGUCAUCUGAGGGGCGUUUAGAGAAGAACAGUGUGGCAGCGUUUUUGCUGAUGGUUAAGAACAUGCUGCGCAAUCACCCAGCCAAUCAGGAGAGUCUGCUUCAGUGCCAUGGGCCGCCCAUCAUUGGAGCCAUGCUCGGCAAGGUCCCCAGCAGGAUGAUGGACAUGAGGGUGCUAAUGGCCUGUCAGUUCCUGAUCAAGCAAGUUUCCAACGAGGGCAACAACGCACUGUUAUCACAACUGUACCAGUACCUGCUAUUUGACUUCAGAAUCUGGAGCCACAGCCACUUUGCUGUUUGUCUGGGUCAUGGGCAGUACCUAACCACCGUCAUCAACGAAGGCAAGCUGAAGACCCGCAAGAAAUAUGGUGUUCAGUACAUACUGGACUCGAUUCGGGCACACUACAGUACAGAGAAGGAUGGCGGUCUUCUGUCUGAUGAGAGACGGACGGUGCAGAUCUCUCUUUUCUCUCUGUUGAAGGAUAUUCUGAAAUCUCCAUCUGCUGAGGAGCUUCACAGUGUACUAGCAUAUGCUGCUGUAGUGCAGGAUGAGCAACAGGUGAUCAGUGUUCUGGAUGUGUUGCACACUAUACUGAGGAGUUCUCCUUCUCCACGUGAGCAGGCUGUGACUGUUCUUUUGGAGCGAGGAGUGGAGCAGCUGUACUGUCUGCUGCUCAAACCCAAUUUUGGCGAUGACGCCCGUGAGAGAGUGUUCAGGGUCAUGUAUAAAGUCCUGAAGAGUGAGCGUGUUCCUGAACGCAGUAAACAGCGCAUCAAACUUAAGGACUCCGGCUAUCUCGGCCUGGUCUGCUCUUUUGGAGACAUCCCCAUCACCAUGAUGACCGUACGCUGCCUGUAUGAGCAGGUGCUCGCCACAGAUUCUGCCCCUAAUUUCAGAGACCUGUUGGCUGUUGCGUACCUGUCCCAUCGCGCCAACCUCAGUGUUCGACUAGAUAUCUGUCGUAAGCUCUUCCAUUUGAUCUACUCCAAUGAAGAGUAUGUGAAGCAGCUCGCUCGUCAACCUGGAUGGCAGGACAUUCUUACCAAACUCUACAUCAAAGAAUCGUAUGAGUCUCGCGUUCUCAGCCAAUCAAAUUCCAUAUCCAGCCCCACCACCUCGCUGGAUCCCAUUCUAUCCAGACCCGUAUUCCGUCGGGAGGACAGUGCAAAUGAAAACACCAGUCAGAAUGUCUACAUUUCCCUUAAUGCCCGCCACGAGGAGGAGUACGAGGAGGAGGAAGGAGACAUUGCUGCUCAGGAUACACCAGAGGGCUACUCCAACCUCUCACUGUCACCCCCGUCAAACGGGCAGCUCAAGAAUGACUCCCUCCACUUCAGGCCGUUUGACUCAGCAGAGCGUGGCAGUCGCUCGUCCUUGUUGGACAUUCCACAAUCGUCCCGCCUGUUGGAGGAGGAGGAGAACGUGUAUCAGCCGCUCUCGCCCUUCAGCUUGUCCUUUGAUCUGGAAAUUAACAAUCAGAAAGUACCUCAGACUCCUGCAACAAGUCAGCCAGAGACCCCUUCUCCUCUAGAGCACAAUAAAUCCUUCCCAGGCUUGAGACCACGCAAGAGUUCCAGCUUGUCCAAUGUUCUGGAUGAAACAAGCUACAGCACUGAACCACCUACAGACACCAUCUCCAACACAUCCAACCCACAGGCUCCAGAGGAGGAGUUGUGUAAUUUGCUGACUAACAUCGUGUUCUCUGUGCUGUGGAGUGGCACAGAGGGUCCUGAGGAUGUGAUAUGGAGAGAAAGGGGGCAAGUCUUCUCCGUUCUCACCAAGCUUGGCUCAUCUUGCCAGCUGGUGAGGCCACCUGAUGACAUCAAACGCAGUUUGUUGGAGAUGAUGCUGGAGUCGUCUCUGUCAGAUUUGAGGGACUCUCAGGGUGUGUCCCUGCUGCAUGUGCCUUCUUUGCUCUGCCUCCUCAGACUGCUCCAGGAUUUCCUAUUCGCUGAGGGCACUGACAAUCAAACACUAUGGAGUGAGAAGAUAUUUGAGGGGGUGGUGAAUCUGUUGGACAGGCUGCAGGCAUGGCACACGGCCCCUGGAUCAACAGGGGCCCCUGAACUCAAAGAGAUGUCACUGAUCGGCCUGCGCAUUAUCACUGGAUACAUUCAGCAGCACCAGAACCCACAGGUGUGUGAGAUGGCAUGUUUAAAGCUGCAUAUUCUGCUACAGACUGUGUUAAGUUUGUCCUGGGAGGAGGUGUGUUUUCUACUGGGUCGUCUUGGUGCACCUCUUUGGCCUGCAAACUCUGGUUCUGACCUGGCCAUCGAGGCUUUGCUGACCCCAUUGGUGCCCAUUUUCCGCGCACUGCUGGACCAGCAUGCAGAUCGCACCACCCUUCAGGAGAUGCUGCCCAACCUGCCCACCACCAAUGGUAGCCUCUCCUUCGCCCAAGACCUCCACAACUACUGCAGCACUGCAGAGUGGCAAGAUUUCUACCAUAACCAUGUUGGGCCCACUAUGCAGCAAUACGAGUUAGACACUUUUGGGAAGAGUCACGACCUGAUGUCCAACUUUUGGAAUUCCUGUUUUGAUGACCUCAUGAGCACAGCGCAGAGGAGAGACAAGGGCCGGUCUGAAAGCAAAGCCAAGUUUCAGGAGCUUAUAAUUGACCCAUAUCUGAAACGCGUGCGUACUGAGAACAGCCGCUACCACAGCGUGCAGAAGAUGAGUAAUGGCCAGCAGGUGGUGGUGUGGAGGCACUGGAAAUCCCUCCGCAGGUUACUCGGCAGUGAGAGAGGAGCCUGGGCACUCAGGGUUCAGCCAGAGGUGAAAUGGAAACUAUCGAGUGCGGAGACAUACUCUAAGAUGCGUCUGAAGCUGGUGCCCAACUACAACUUUGAUUCCCACACUGAGGCCAGUGCACUAAGAGAUAACAUGGGAGCUGACAGCCCUCGAAGCUCGACAGAGCUCCAUCUCGCUGUUGCCAAGGAAGCCAAAGUUAGUGACAUGGAGGAUGACAAGCUAGAGGAUGAGGACUUUCUUGACCAGAUGGAGGAAGGCGAAGAGGAGAGUCAGAAAGAGAAGCUGGUGCUCUCAGAGGAGUGUGAGCUCAUCACUAUUGUUGCUGUGGUACCAGGUCGUCUAGAGGUCACAACACACCACUUGUAUUUCUAUGAUGGCAACAGUGAAAAAGAGGAGACAGAGGAAGGUAUAGGGUUUGAUUUCAAGAGGCCGUUGUCACAGCUCAGGGAAGUCCAUCUGAGGCGCUACAACCUGCGGAGAUCAGCACUCGAGCUGUUCUUCAUCGACCAGGCACACUACUUCAUCAACUUCAGGAAGGGGGUGCGGAACAAGGUCUACUCCAGGAUACUGGGUCUCAGACCACCCAACCUCUUCUACUUUGGAUCUCGCUCUCCUCAGGAGCUCCUAAAAGCCUCCAACCUCACUCAUAGAUGGGUUUGCAGAGAGAUCUCAAAUUUUGAAUAUCUGAUGCAACUUAACACCAUUGCUGGUCGCACAUACAAUGAUUUAUCCCAGUACCCAGUGUUCCCUUGGGUGUUGCGUGACUAUACAUCUCAGGAAUUGGACCUGGAUGACCCAGAAGUCUUCAGAGAUCUGUCCAAACCCAUUGGUGUUGUCAACUCUCGCCAUGCACAGAACGUCAGGGAGAAGUUUGAGAGUUUUGAGGACUCCACAGGCACUAUUGAUAAGUUCCACUAUGGCACACACUACUCUAAUGCAGCUGGUGUCAUGCACUACAUGAUCCGCACCGAGCCUUUCACCUCAUUACAUAUACAGCUCCAGAGUGGCAAGUUUGAUUGUGCUGAUAGGCAGUUUCAUUCAGUGGCAGCAGCGUGGCAGGCCCGCAUGGAGAGUCCAGCAGAUGUGAAGGAGCUUAUCCCAGAGUUCUUCUAUUUCCCCGAGUUCCUGCAGAACAUGAACGGGUUUGAUCUGGGCUACCUGCAGAUGAAUCAGGAGAAGGUGAACGAUGUGUUCCUUCCUCCCUGGGCAUCUUCACGUGAAGAUUUCAUCAGAAAACACCGCAAAGCCUUGGAGAGUGAAUAUGUGUCGGCUCACCUGCACGAGUGGAUAGAUCUGAUAUUUGGUUAUAAGCAGCGAGGACCAGAGGCAGUGGAGGCUCUCAAUGUUUUCUACUACUGCACCUAUGAGGGUGCUGUGGAUCUGGACGCCAUAGCUAAUGAGACUGAGCGGAAGGCCCUGGAGGGCAUCAUCAGCAACUUUGGCCAGACGCCCUGUCAGCUUCUUAAGGAGCCCCACCCUUCCCGUAUGUCAGCAGAGAACGCAUUCAGACGGCAGGCCCGUCUCGACAUACUGCCCCCCAACCUUUUUGAUCAACUAAGUAAACUCAGAUCUUUCAUGGAGGUGGUGUGUGACGGUCUGCCAUUAGUGCAAGCUGUGGUUCCCAGAAAUCAAACCCGCUCCUUUAUCACCCCAGGCUCUGAUAUACUGGUUACAGUGAGUGCCAAUGGAAUGAUAGGCACUCAUAGCUGGCUGCCAUAUGACAAGAGCAUAGUUAAUUACUUCACCUUUACCAGAGACCCCACUGUGAGCAAUCUAAAGACCCAGCGGUUCCUCAGCGGGCCAUUCUCCCCAGGGGUGGACAUCGGGUCCCAGGUGCUUGUAGUGUCCAAUGACGGGCGUCUGCUGUUCAGCGGGGGGCACUGGGACUGCAGCCUGAGGGUCACUAUGUUAGGCAAGGCCAAGCUGGUGGGCAGAAUCUGUCGUCACAUAGAUGUGGUGACAUGUCUGGAUUUGGACCUCUGUGGUAUCUACCUAAUCUCUGGCUCCCGGGACACCACCUGCAUGGUGUGGCAGGUUCUACAACAGGGUGGUUUCUCUAGUGGUCUUUCUCCACGGCCAGUGCAGGUGCUCAGUGGACAUGAUCAUGAGGUCACAUGUGUUGCCAUCAGCACUGAGUUGGACAUUGCAAUCUCAGGGUCAAAGGAUGGCACAGUAAUUGUGCACAGUGUGCAUCGUGGGCAGUACCUGCGGACGCUGCGGCCGCCCUGUGAGAGCUGCAUUCCUGCCCCUGUGGCAAAGCUGGAGGUCGGCAUGGAAGGGCACAUAGUGGCACAGACUGUUAUGGAGGGAUGCUCUGCUGGAAAGGAGAAGUAUGCACUGCAUGUGUAUUCUGUGAAUGGCACUCUGCUAGCAUCUGUGACUCUGGACGAGAAGGUUUCAGCAUUGCACCUGGUGCCUGACUUCCUCAUUGUGGGGACACAACAAGGGAAUCUUCACAUUCGAGACUUACACAGCUUAAACCCGGCUGUGGUGCCCUUGACCCUGAAGGUCCCUGUGCGCUGUGUGUCUGUCACUAAAGAGAGCAGUCAUAUUCUAGUGGGUCUGGAGGAUGGGAAACUCAUUGUGGUAGGAACAGGAAAACCAGAAGAGGUGCGGUCAGGGCAGUUUUCUCGUCGACUGUGGCGCUCCACACGCAGAAUAUCCCAGGUGUCCUCAGGAGAGACAGAGUACAACCCUGUUGAACCUUCUGGGAAAUGAGUGUAGCACUCACUCUCCACAUGCCUUCAGCAAAACCUUUACCUGCAGAAGAGAUGCGAGCUACCGUCACUGGUCCUGCAGGACUGUUCAUCCAGGAACGGACAGAGCUGUUCUAAAACAGAGAGCUUGGGAACAAGAGAGCAGAUAUGAGUUAAGAACACACAAACCUGCACUUUUUUCUACAAAGAAGAGAUAAAAACAUUCUUCUUUCAAAUGCAACGAUUUAUACUGCUUUUAACAAACAAACAUUCCAAAGAUUUUUGAUUAUUUGAAUCAGACAGUCACUUACAAAGUCUUGGUGAGUGUUGACAGCCUGUCAUCAGUCUUGACUGAAGUUGUAGGUGCUAAACUUGAACUUUUUUUAAAGCAGUAUGUUCUGUCAUGUGAAUCACAGACCUCCUUCUCACUGGCUGUAACCCAAGGCACUGUAGCUCAGAGUGAUGGUCUGAUCUCUGUCACUGAGUGACAAAACUUCAUCACCUGAGCCGUUUUAGAGUAUAUUCAAUCUUCCUGUGCUGAUUUUUGCUUUGCUUUAUAACACUGAUACUUUGUCUGACAAUUGAAAACUUUCUUAUAUUGACCAAUGCUGUCUAUAAAGCUUGAAAUUUCUGCAGGACGGGCAUCAACAUUUUAGCUGUGUGUAUGUAUGUGGUUGUGAGUUUGUGUAGCAUGUGAUUUUUGUGUGGUUAUUUUCAAAUGCCUUGUGUAAUGCAAUUAUAUGGCGCCUAAAUUGGAACAAGCUCUUUUAAAGGAAUAGUCAUUAUUUACUCACUAUCAUCAUUUUCCUCUGUGGAUCACAAAAGGUGAAUUUGAAAGAAUCUUCGCACUGCUCUUUGCAUACAAUGGCACUUCAUAGUAACCACAUCUGUCAAGCUCAAAAAGGGCAAGAAAAUCACCAUAGAUGCUUUCCAUAUGAUUUUGCAUGCUAUAUGUCUUCUGAAAUCAUACAGACUACUUUUUUGUCCUCUGUGGAGCUUUGCAGACAUAGUCACUAUUACGUUUUGUUGUAUGGAAAGAGCUUGCAUACAGAAUCUUCAGAAAUGUCUCCUUUUGUGUUCCAUUGAAAAUUACCUUACAGGUUUUGAAUUACAUGAGGAUGAACAAAUAUUGACAAAGUUUUCCUUUUUGGGUUAACUAUCCUUUGAGCUAUUGUAUAAUGAUGCGAUUUGAGCCCUGCUUAAGACUUGAGCCUUGAUUCAGUAUUUUUGGUGCCUUUAAAAAAAACAUAAACGAUGUAAAUUCAUACAUGAUUAAAUAUAAUUUCCUGUUUCUAAUCACUGGGUUUAGUCCUGCUACUGGAAAUUAUUUACUCCAUAUUGGCACACCUCUUUGUCUCUCCUGCACUGAGUAAAUCUUUCAUAUCCUGUUAUAUGUUACAUAAAGGAAGUGCCUUUCUUGUCAAUGCACUGAAGGGUUCACACCAACCUUGUUUUUAACCAUUUUAACCAUUUAUCUCUCCAAAGACCAUGAGUUCACAUGUUUGUUUUUCCAAUGUAGGGCAGCGAUUCCUAUCACAAAGGUGGAGAUUGAACAUGGUAUGAAAACAAACCAUGCUUUGGUGUCUGCUUUUGUCUUCUUUUCAAAUCAUGGUCAUGAUACAUGGUUUGGCACUUCAUCUUUUAGCUCUCUUUAACUCCGUUAAAGUGCCUCAAACUACUGUGUCCUUCAUGUUAAUCAUGAAACUAUUUAUACUAUGUAAAACAUACACCAGCUUGUCUUAAUUGUCCUGUGAAUGUGUCUGUUUGCUGGGGCCACAAUUCUGUCCAUUGGAAUUUUUGUCUAGAUGUUUUGUCUUCUCUUGAUGCACUGAAUGUUGAGGAGAGGACACAUUUUAUUGGCUUCUUUGGGAUAGUUCCUUUAAAUUUGCUGCUCUGCGCUGGAUAGCAAAAGUCAGCAGAAAAAAGGGAAGCACCAAGCACACAGGCCAGCACCUACUGUAUACAAUGUGUAAUACCACUGUACUUUGUAACACUGCACUAGGAUCAUGCAUUGUUCAAACACUGUCACUUGAGAACCUAUUACUAUAUGUUUGUGUAGCUUCAAGGGGGAGAUUCUUCAAAACAUUGCAUUAUUUUUCACUGUAUUCUCUGUAAACCCCUGCUACACAUGCGUAAACCCUUAGUCUUUUUUUUUUUUUUUUUUUUAAAUCAAAUGAUGAUAAUUUUUUAUUUGUGUUGGGAAAUUGAAGCCAUAAGAUAUUGUUCUUUUUUUUAUUAAAUGCUUACAACCUAAUCACUCCAUGAGUCUUAUAAACAGGAACUAUGAUGUUGUCAAGCAGAUUGGAUUACGUGGUACCAACAUCAAAGCCUAAUUUCAGUUCAAACAAAUGUCAGCUUUAAAAGAGAUGUAAACAGCCAUUCUCUGUUGAACUCAGACUUGGGAUUCGACUUGUUUUCUGCCCUUCAUAUUUGUUUCACAGCUUUCAAGUUUGUGUGAGUGAUGUUGUUGUGUGCAUGUAUGCAGUUUCUUUUAAUUAAAUAUAUUAGUCUGUAUGAAUUCACUUGAAUUUUUAGUCUGAACGAACUUUUGAUCAUAUACAGUGAGGUCCAAAAGUCCAGAUUUAAAAUCUGGAAUUCAAGGUCUAAUUUAAACGCAUACAUUUUUUUUUUUUUUUAGUGUGUGUGUGUGUGUGUGUGUGUGUGUGUGUGUGUGUGUGUGUGUGUGUGUGUGUGUGUGUGUGUGUGUGUGUGUGUGUGUGUGUGUGUGUGUGUGUGUGUGUGUGUGUGUGUGUGUGUGUGUGUGUGUGUGUGUGUGUGUGUGUGUGUGUGUGUGUGUGUGUGUGUGUGUGUGUGUGUGUGUGUGUGCAUAUAUUACUUCUAUUUACCUCCUGAGACCCAAGCUUGACUGCUGUGUGCAUUUUCCAUUCUCCUUUUUGAUUUCUAACACCCCUGAGAAACAAAAAUAAAUAUGAUGAAAACAUUAUAUAUAUUUUUUUUUCGACCAAAUAGUUUUACUAAAAAUGUAUGUACAUAUGUGGACAGUGGGACAAAGAUGUGAAAUUGUACAUGAUACCAAGCUAUAGAAAGCCUGACUUUUUAAGAUCAAAUUAUGUUUCCAGGAGUGUUGCUUUUCAUGUUUAUGAUACAUUGCAGGCAUUUCAUCAGAAAUUAGCAUAAAUAAUUAUAAUUCAAAGUAAUGGCCAGCAUCAUCUAAUCAUUGUCACACAUAAAAUUUGCAUGAAAAAUUCUGAAUCUAUGUACUGAUUACCAUGUCAACCAAACGUUAAGUGGUCCAAACAUCAUCUGCAGCCUGAAACGUAACUUUUGACCGGAUGUUAGAAGUGAAUGCGCUUAGCUGCAUUGGAAAUCUAUAGGAUGUUCCCUUGCUUCCUAAUUAAUGUGUGCUGUCUAUCUCCACUGGUCUCAGAACAGUUUGAAAUUAUGCUUAUUUUCAUCUUAACUCCGUAUUCAGCCUCUAAAAGCAACAUUUGCUAGCUUUUAGAUGUAUUUAUUGAUGCUCAAUGUGAUAAUGCACAGUGAAUAUAGGAUAUUUUAAGGAAAAUUAGCCUAUAGUCCAUGUACGUGGUCACUGUAUUUAACAGCGUGUCAUU
Molecule: messenger RNA, 12197 nt
Organism: Xyrauchen texanus (razorback sucker)
Lineage: Eukaryota; Metazoa; Chordata; Actinopteri; Cypriniformes; Catostomidae
Gene: nbeal2
Product: neurobeachin-like 2
Exons: 54
Coding region: 344-8647 (2767 amino acids)
Biological process (GO): intracellular protein localization
Cellular component (GO): cytosol; membrane
Molecular function (GO): protein kinase binding
Source: RefSeq, a predicted model, not a curated record